AAGCUUAAUAGUGAGAGCAGAGGGCGAAGCUACGGGACGGCCAUGCUCACGUCGUCGACUAAUGUCUUCUUAUCUUUCAAUGCUUUCUCCCGCCACCGUAUAUGCAGUGGUGGCCGCAUUCGCCUUCGGCCUCUUAUUUCCUUUCCCAGAUUCUAUUCCCAAUUCUCUGGUCCAAAUACCUCCGGAGGAACCCUUGAUUAUGACGCAGCAGCCUCGCCGGACGGCCACUUGAUUGAAACCCCAAUCACUGACGCCGCCGCCGUCGACUCUGCGAUUUUUCGAACCCUUUCUUCUCGCCAGAAGGAACAAAUAUCUGUAUUCGUUAGCGCUCUUCUUGAAUGGAACGAGCGGAUGAAUCUGACGUCGGAGAGGCAGGAGGGCGAGGUGAUGGAGAGGCACGUGGAGGACUCCCUUGCCCUGCUUACCCCAUUGCGUCGGUCAUACCUUUCUAGGUGCUGUCCCUCUUCUUUUCCUUCUUGUGAUGGGCUCAAACUGGUGGACGUUGGAUCGGGCUCCGGCUUUCCGGGUUUGAUUCUCGCUAUUGCUUGCCCCACAUUCAAAAAUAGGGAUUCCAACCCUUUGCUAAAACUGACAAAUUAUCAUGGAUUUUCUAUGGAAAGCUUUCCCACGAAGCGUUGCUUUUUCCUGGAGCACGUUGUGAGGAUUACUGGUCUCUCAAAUGUCAAAGUGCUAAGAGAAAGAGCAGAGAAUGUAGGCCAAAGUCUUGAUUUCAGAGAGCUGUUUGAUGUUGCAGUUGCAAGAGCUGUUGCAGAGAUGCGAAUCCUAGCUGAAUAUUGCCUUCCAUUGGUACGUGUUGGUGGUCUGUUCAUCGCUGCAAAAGGCCAUAAUCCUCAGGAAGAACUUAGAAAUUCAGAGAAAGCAAUCAAAUUGAUGGGAGGUUCCAUGGUGGAAUUGUGUACUGUGGAAUCAUAUAGUCCUCUUGGUCAAAGAACUGCUAUUAUAUGUUUUAAGGAGUUGUCGACCCCAAAGAAAUAUCCCCGGAAUACAGGUAUUCCCUCCAAAUUUCCACUCUAAUUUGAUCCUAUCCUACUUACUACUUCUCUGUCUCUGUCCCCUAUCAUUUAAUUCUUUGAUGAGAUUGUACUAAUUAUAACAUUUUUUUUCCCAUCUCUAUCAAAUGUCGUAGUGAUUGUGUUAUGUAUAUUUCAUCAUUAUUAAUUAGUUGAAUUAGUCAUAUUUAUUCUA
Molecule: messenger RNA, 1206 nt
Organism: Dendrobium catenatum
Lineage: Eukaryota; Viridiplantae; Streptophyta; Magnoliopsida; Asparagales; Orchidaceae
Product: ribosomal RNA small subunit methyltransferase G
Exons: 8
Coding region: 43-1035 (330 amino acids)
Biological process (GO): rRNA processing
Cellular component (GO): cytosol; cytoplasm
Molecular function (GO): rRNA (guanine-N7-)-methyltransferase activity
Source: RefSeq, a predicted model, not a curated record